UUUUCUGGCCAAGAACCAGUGGUGCUAGCCUGGAUGGCAAGGUGUGAGUGGCAGUGCUGGAUCCUUCGGUUGGAUCUUCUCAAAAGAUGUUUGCUCUCCGAAGCCGGCGACCUGGGUUCGAGGAAUCGAAAUACGAGGAUUAGAAGAUGGUGAGAUCCGCGAGGACGCCGCCGCCUGUGCCUACGAGCUCCACCGACGACCUCCUCCUCGCCUUCUUCCGGGCCAAGACGGUCGAGAGAACUACCACUUCCCACCGCGCAAGGAAGGUGUGGAUUCAAUUUCUCGCGGACAGACGGACGGACGGGCAAGCGGCGCCGCGAGGAAAAGCCACCGACGCCCGCGCGGCGGAGGAGUGUGGAGCGGCCUCGGCGGCGGCGGCGAUGGGGCUGCUUUCCAACUGGGUGGAGCGGUCGGAGAUCAGGCCUGGCGACCACAUCUACACAUGCAGGGCCGUCUACGCAUACACCCACCACGGUAAGUACCCUGCAGCCCCAUCCUCCCCUCCCCUGGCUGCGUCCGUUUCUCUGAAUUCUAAUCUCUGA
Molecule: messenger RNA, 542 nt
Organism: Lolium rigidum
Lineage: Eukaryota; Viridiplantae; Streptophyta; Magnoliopsida; Poales; Poaceae
Exons: 2
Coding region: 147-542 (131 amino acids)
Source: RefSeq, a predicted model, not a curated record